Molecule: messenger RNA, 767 nt
Organism: Magnolia sinica
Lineage: Eukaryota; Viridiplantae; Streptophyta; Magnoliopsida; Magnoliales; Magnoliaceae
Product: probable WRKY transcription factor 43
Exons: 2
Coding region: 147-677 (176 amino acids)
Biological process (GO): regulation of DNA-templated transcription
Molecular function (GO): DNA-binding transcription factor activity; sequence-specific DNA binding
Source: RefSeq, a predicted model, not a curated record
UCGUAUAUUUAAAAGAGGAUAUAGACCUCUCUCUUAACUGUUCAGUUCAACCUCUUUUCACCUUCCACAACCUUUACCUCUUGAAAUAAAUUCAACUUCUUCUCCCACUCCUCCGUCCUUGUAAUCAUUAGCUAGGAAUAGAAACCAUGCAAGGAGACGCACCGACCCCACUUCCUCCCCACGAACCCACUUGUAGCUUAUUCUCUGCGUCAACCUCACAACUCCUCGACAGCCCCUUGCUCACUUCUGAUCUAGACUGGGCGGCUCUACUUGGAGGCGGCUUUGCGGAACAAAAUCCACUGCCGGUGAGGAGAGGGGAAGAGGACGAUGAAGAACAGGAGAGGAAUGAAAAGGGGAAGGUGGUGGUGAGCAGGACUAAGAAGAAGGCAACUAGGCCAAGGUUCGCAUUUCAAACAAGGAGUCCCAAUGACAUCCUCGACGAUGGCUACCGGUGGAGGAAGUAUGGCCAGAAAGCGGUCAAGAACAGCAUAUAUCCCAGAAGUUACUACCGGUGCACACAUCACACAUGCAACGUGAAGAAACAGGUGCAACGGCUAUCCAAGGACACAGGCAUCGUAGUCACAACGUACGAGGGAGUUCACAACCAUCCAUGUGAGAAACUCAUGGAGAGCUUAAGCCCUCUAUUGAAGCAGAUGCAAUAUCUUUCAAGAUUUUAAUUUUGUGCUUUCCUGUUGUGUUUGUGACCCACCUAAUGUGGAGUUGAUGUAUAAAUAAAAUAAAAUAAAAAAGAAUAUCUGUUACUCAUA